Molecule: messenger RNA, 6651 nt
Organism: Falco peregrinus (peregrine falcon)
Lineage: Eukaryota; Metazoa; Chordata; Aves; Falconiformes; Falconidae
Gene: SUPT7L
Product: SPT7 like, STAGA complex subunit gamma
Exons: 4
Coding region: 463-1701 (412 amino acids)
Cellular component (GO): SAGA complex
Molecular function (GO): protein heterodimerization activity; transcription coactivator activity
Source: RefSeq, a predicted model, not a curated record
UGCAGGGCAGCCGCGGGCCCGGAGCUGGGCCCAGGGAGGGCGGCGGGGCCUUGUGGGGACGGUGGCCGGGCCGGGCCGAGCCGAGCGCGGCCCCCAGAGUUUCUCCGGGCAGGUCAGUGCGCGCCGCGGGACCUGCGCAGUGCCUGGCCCAGGUGGGCCCGCACCAGCCCCUGUUGCAAACAGCAACAAUUACCGCCUCACGGGUGCGUUUCUUUCUCCCCACCCCUAGGAGAGGCAGCAAUGUUCUCUUAAAUGCCAGCGUUGCCAUCGUGGGAACUGUGCUGCUGAGUGAGGCUCUGAGUGACAGUUCUCUUGACAGUGGUAGCUCACUUUUUUUCAGAGCGUUACCCCAGCUCCUGCUGCUGCCUAGAACCUAGCGCUCUUCCCUGCCACAGGGCUCCUUUGUACUACAGUAUUGGGAAGCCUUCCGGGCUCUGAGGACCAUACGUGACCUGUGUAAAAAUGCUGCGAUACUGGGGUGAGAUUCCAGUUUCAUCUAACCAGGCCAACCGCAGCUCCUUUGACCUGCUUCAACGUGAGUUUCGUACUGUGGAAGUCCAAGAUCCUCCAUUGCAUCAGCCAUCUGCAAACAAACCCCGGCCGACCACCAUGUUGGACAUCCCCUCGGAGCCCUGCAGCCUCACAAUUCACACCAUUCAGCUCAUCCAGCACAACAGGCGGCUGCGCAGCCUGAUCGCCAUGGCUCAGGCUCAAAACCAGCAGCAAGCAGAGGGCAUAAAAACUGAAGACAAUGAACCUCUGCCAUCUUGUCCGGCCUCUCCACCUCUCCCCGAUGACCUGCUUCCUCUGGAUAGCAAAACCCCCAAAAUGCCAUUUCAGCUGAGGCACAGUGACCCGGAGAGUGAUUUCUACAGAGGAAAAGGGGAGCCAGUGACUGAGCUGAGUUGGUCCUCCUGCCGGCAGCUUCUCUACCAGUCAAUGGCCACUAUCCUGGCUCACACAGGCUUUGAGUGUGCCAACGAGAGUGUUCUGGAGACCCUGACAGACAUUGCCCACGAGUACUGCUUGAAGUUCACCAAACUGCUGCGCUUUGCUGUGGAUCGAGAAGCUCGACUUGGGCACACCCCUUUCCCUGAUGUCAUGGAGCAGGUCUUCCAUGAAGUGGGCAUUGGCAGUGUGCUCUCGCUGCAGAAGUUCUGGCAGCACCGCAUUAAGGAUUAUCACAGCUACAUGCUUCAGGUUAGCAAGCAGCUCUCUGAAGAAUAUGAGAAGAUUGUCAACCCUGAAAAGGCAGCAGAAGACACAAAGCCUGUGAAGAUUAAGGAGGAACCUGUUAGUGAUAUCACUUUCCCCAUAAGUGAGGAGCUGGAAGGAGAUCUGGCUUCUGGUGACCAGUCUUUGCCCGUUGGAGUCCUUGGAGCUCAAAGUGAGCGCUUCUCUGCAAACUUGGAAGUAGAAGCUUCUCCACAGACUUCAGGGGCUGAAGUGAAUGCUUCCCCACUCUGGAACUUGGCACAGGUGAAAAUGGAGCCCCAGGAAAAUGAGGAGGCUAAUGUACAUGGCCAUGGGGUCCUAGGCAGUGAUGUCUUUGAGGAACCGAUGUCAGGCAUGAGUGAAGCUGGGAUGCCACAGAGCCCCAAUGGCUCUGAGAGCAGCUAUGGUUCUCAUUCUGCUGACAGUCUGAUGGGAUCCUCGCCUGUCUUCAACCAACGCUGCAAGAAAAAGAUGAAGAAGAUGUGAAAAGAGACACUAUUUUUAUUUAGUCCUGAUGGUAUGUAACAGGCUUGAAACUAAGAGAGUACUGUGAUGGCUAUGAUUCAUAAACAGGGCUGGCCCUGGUGUAUGAGGGACCUUGCAUAAAAUUAUUAUGAAAGGUUUGAUGGGUAGUGCACUUUAGCUCCCCUCUUUGCCGGCUUCUGUACUCAAUCCUGACUCACAAGACUGAAGAUCACCCUAUGCAUUUGAUAGUGGCACGGCUUGCUUUGGCAGAUUAAUAAGGACAUUGCCAGUGGAAAGUAGUUGUGAAGAGAUUUGCUCAGUCAUGGAAUCAUUGAAUAAUUUGGGUUGAAGGGAUCUCUUGAUGUUUCUAGUCCAGCCCCCUGCUUGAAGCACUGCCAAUUAGAGCAGAUUGCUCAGGGCCUUGUCCAUUUGAGUUUUCAGUAUCUCCAAGGAUGGUGAUGCCAAACCUCUUUGGUCAGCAUUUUCCCAUAGUUCCCUCAUAGUAAGAAAAAAUGUAUUUUUGCAUCUAGUCAGAAUUUCCCAUGUUCCAACCUGUGUUCAUUGCCUCUUGUUCUCUCACUGUUCAUCUCCAAGAAGAGUCUGACCGUCUUCUCUAACCUGCCCAUUAAGUGGUUGUAUACAAUGAAAUCUCUCUUUAGCCCUUUCUCUUGUUAAGUGUGAAGAAAGCAAGCUCCCUGAGCCGCCUCUUUUAUGCCUUGUGCUCCAGCCCCCUAAACAGCUUUGUGGCCUUCCACUGAAAUUGCUGCAGUGCUCUUCUUGAAAGGUAGAGCACAAAAGUGGAUGCAGUCCUCCAGAUAUGGUCUCACAAAUGCUGAAGAGAGAAAAAUAAUGAUUUCCCUCAGCGUGCUGGCUGUAUGCGUGCUGACUGUUGUGGACAACAAGACAAUCUUAAGUCAGAUCACUUAAGCGGAGCUGUCAGUGGUACUUAUGGUGAUGUAGCAAAGAUGCUGUAGAGUAGCCUCACAGUGCCAUGAACCAGCUCCUUCAGUGCUUCAGAUGCGUCCUGUCUGGUUCAGUGGACUGACGUAUGCCCAGUUAGCUUAAGUUCUUGCUAACUCUGUCUUCCUCUACUGUAGGUAAUGCUUUAUUCCCACACACUCUGCUCGAAGACCCAGGGACCUAGCAGGCCUGAAGGCAGACCUUGUCAGUGAAAACAGGCAAAAAAAGUGUUGAGUACAUCAGCCUCAAACUAGGAAGAGCUUCCUUUGUCGCCACAUUGCUUGCAUUGUUGAACAGUAACCCCAUGUUUUCUUUAACCUUUAUUUUGCUUUCAAUGUACUUAAAGAAGCCUUUUGUCACAUUUCAUUUCAGUUUCAACUCCAGCUGAGCUUUGGCUUUUCUAACGGUCCUGGCAUGCUUGGGCUGUGUCUCUAUAUCCCUGCUGGCUAGCCCAUCCUUGCUAGUACACCUCUGUGUACUUUUUCCUUUGUGUUUAAACUCAGUCAGGAAGUCCUUGGUCAUCUUUGCUGGCCUUCUGUCAAUGCCUGCUUUAAUUUCUGCUUGUCAGAAAGAACUGUUCUACUUUGAGAAAGCUAUCCUUGAAGAUAAGGCAGCACACUUGGGCCCCUUUGGGAGGCCUCAUAAGAUGCUGCUAAGUCAUUCCUUGAAUAAACCAAAAUACGUUGUGCUAAAGGUCCAGGACUUGGUCUUGUACACAUUUCUCAGGAUUUUAAAUACCACAGUUCCAUGUCUGCUGCAGCCAAGACCUUCACAUUCUCCACCAGUUCUUCCUUGUUAGUCCAGCAGAGCUUCUUCCCUAGUUUGUUUCUCAGUCAUACUGUCAGGGAAGUUAAUGCGGUUUUCUGGAGAGAAUAAAGUAGCUUUUACUAUUGGUGUGAGCCAGUCCUGGCAAUGCAAACUUUUCCUUUGCUCUUACUGGAUUGAGUGCGGCAACUUUAGGCUGGCUGGGGUCUCCUAUUCAAAGUUGUUAUCUUGACAACUUAGUCUGAAACAGAAUCUAUUUUGCUGCUUGCUUUUAUGGCUCAGCUGACUGAUGACAUUUUUUUUGUUCUGCACAAUCCUCAGUUGAUCAACUCAGUCUUUAACUUGAUUCAGUGAGUAUCUCUCUCAAAAAAGCUAGAAUGAACAUGAAUCAAGAAUGAAUAGCCACUUAAACUGGCUUUAUACCUGUAACCCCUUGGGAUGUUUGAGGGAGAUUUACCAAAUCUCCCAUUUGUCCUUAAAAUCGCAAGUUUAUCUUCAGAAAGAAUGAGCUCCAGGCAUAGUAUUUUUGUUUCUGUAUAACAGGCCUAGCUUUAAUUCUUUUUUCCUAUCUGUAUUUCUCUUCCAUUUCUAUAAAGUGGAAGCCAAACAUAAAAUUCCUCAAUGUCUAAUAAGAAUGUGUGACCACAGACUUUUAUGGACAUUGGAGUUAAAAUUGUCCAUCACAGUUCUAAAGGUUUCUCCUGGGAGGUAAAUUCUAGCAGUUUGAAGCCUAGUCAGUAGUAGAAGAGCAUACCAGUGUAUCAGGAGAUCUUUAUUUUGAUUCCCUCUGAGUCACCAUUAGGCAAGCUGCAAUGUCCCUGUUUUCUCAGGUGUGAAGAAAGAAUAGUGGUAUUUGCCUCUUAUAAGUGUGUUUGAGAUUUAGUUACUAUUCAAAAAAGGCAUUGUGAUCAUUCAGAGAGUUUUGUGAGAGUUGUGAGCUUUUCUUCCAGUUCAGGAGGACUGUAGCUGGCUGGAGAAUGCUUAGAUUGAAUGUUACAGACCUAUAUGAUACUGGUUUUAAGGAAGACUGCUUAUCACGCAGAAGUACAGCAAAACUGUGCUGUUCAGCUGCCCAGGUACAAGGAAGGCAUUUGAGGUGGUAUCUUCUUACUCAGCUUUAGAUGUCUGCAUCUCAAUUUGUUCCUCUGGGCCCCAUUUGGAGCUGAAGAUAAAUAGUCAUUCUUGGGUCACCAUUCAUCUGGCCUUGAAGUAGAAGCAUAAAGCAGGUCAGAUGGAUGGCAUUUUUAGAAAUGUUUCUUUUUCCUUUGUGUGCCCAUAGUGUGUUCACCUUGACUACCUCAGCUGAAGAUAUCCACACCAUCAAUAUCUGAGUUAAGUGACCUGACUUUAGCCCUUCAUGUAUGGGAAUCAGAGGAGACUUCAUCCUGCUGGGCUGAUGAUUUUUCUUUUUUACACCUUUAGUAGAGCUUGCUGUUCAAAUGGUAGUACAGGGCUAAAAGCAGACUGCCCUUCUUGCCUAAACCAGCAGAUCCAGUGUUCUGAGAGAAUGUGCUAGGCUGGGGCCUGAAAGCUCAGGCUGGUUUAGCCCCUGUGUCUUUGAUACUGUGUGAGAACACCUGUCGUUGGGCCUUUCCCCACAGAUAUUUUGCCAAACUGUUUUAGUAAAGUAUUGUUGAUGCUGGGGCACCUAUGCAAAGUCCCUUGUACUAUUUUCAGGAAGUAGAAGACACAGUGACUGCUGCCAGCAUCACUUGCUUAUUUGCAAGAUUUCAAGUGGGCUAGAAAAGAAAAUCUAGUGUUCUCCAGGGCUUUGGUUAAACCUCCUAAGUAUCAAUCUUAAAUGCUUUCUUUAUAUUGCUCACGUGCAGAUUUUGUCUUACAAUUGUGGUUUUUUAUUUCACAUCCCUUUUCCACACCUAUUUCACCCUGUAACACGCAGUCUGCAAUAAGUCAAGCCUGAGUGCUUCAAGUAUAUUUAAUACAGUGGAAAUUCACCCUCCUUUGAUUCAGCUGUGUUGUUGCAGUGUAAGAGAGAAGUGUUAUUGAUUCCCAAAGAUGGGAUGCAUUUAUAUGCAGAGGUAAGAAAUGCAUUGGCAUCACUUGUACAUUUAAAAAUGAUGACAGAGUGAAAUCUGUACCUCCUGUUUCCCGAUUAUGCUAAGUGUUGCUUCUGACAUUUGUGUGCUUGACGUUUUCUUUUAUGCAUGUGGAAGCUUUACCUUCUGGGUGAGCCUUUCCCCUCUGAACAUUAAUAGUCCUUAGAUUUACAGUGGUGUUCCUCAUGCACGAAAUAGUGACAUUUCAAAUCUGGCUCAUGAGGUCAGAUACAGCCAAUAUGCUCUUUUGAUGAACGGGAUAAGAUUUUUCUAGGUGUUAAUGUAGCCUUGGGCUGCUAGUGAGGAGUCCAUUGACCAUGUAAUCCCCAAAUUUCAAGCCGUGGUGAGGUUAUGCAGUGGGUUGGAAUGAAGCUCUGCUCUUGCAGUUGUCGUUUUUUGCUGGUUGCUAGUAAAAUACUCUGCUGACCCACCUGCUUCACUAGUCCACAGUUUUGUUGGUUCUUUCAUCAUCUCCCUUCUCUUUCCAAAGGCGGGUGGAUGGCAAAUCGGAAUGGUGAGUAUUGACCACGUCCAUAUGCAGUAGCAUUGAUGGCUUUAGUGAUUGAUUUUGCCAUGACUGAAAUUGGUGAGAACUUUGAUAGCAAUUUGGAGAGCAAGAUCUGUGAAUUGCUUGGCUUUUGAAGUGUUUUGCAUGGGGAUUGUACAGAACUGUAGUUGAGAGAGCACUGUGUAUCAUACUCCUUUUCCCCUCUAGCAAUACCUUUUUGUUUCUUUUGAAGAGUUUUGUCUGGUAUCCAGCAGAGUUCACUGUAUAAACGGCAGUGUAACAACUUCAGUAUACAGCUGUCAGACCGUGCUACCUACUGAUUUAAUUCCAAGACCAUCUAUGCUAAUUUGGAUAUGCAUAAUGCUGUGCAGAAAAAGAGAUGUUUCCUGCAUAGAUAUUUACAAUUUAAAAAGAAAUCACGAAAAUAAGAUUGAGUAGUUGAGGCCAAUCUGAUUAUGCGCUCAAUCCUGAGACUAAUGCAGGUGUUAUGUGUGAAGGAUGUUUUACUUAAAACGUUUUUGUACAUGCAUGUGAAUGAAAUAGGUAACUUUGCUUGUGUUUUUAUGGAACAAAAUUGCUUGGAAAUAUUUCACGGUUGGCUUUUUUCCUUGCUCUCCUGGAGAGAGUUUCUUCAUAAUUUCUAAGAAAAUAAAAUUUAAAAAAUCAUUCAGAAAUCCUAAA